Molecule: messenger RNA, 2543 nt
Organism: Zeugodacus cucurbitae (melon fly)
Lineage: Eukaryota; Metazoa; Arthropoda; Insecta; Diptera; Tephritidae
Exons: 1
Coding region: 551-2422 (623 amino acids)
Source: RefSeq, a predicted model, not a curated record
UGGGUUUAAUUUUUUUAAGACAAUAUUUAGCAUAAACUCCAGUUUUAUUGUAUUGACCAUAUUGAUAAUAUUGCCUAAACUUUUUUUAUAUCGUAAGCUUUACUUUCUUGAGAAAACAAAUAAAUACUCAAAUCCGUAAACGGCAUGUGCUUAUGUCCUUAGAUAAUGAAGCUUGUGUAAUGGAAUUUAGCCACACCAACAGCGAAAUGCCGAUGCAGUGCGGUAUCAAAUGUCAAAACUCACGAAUGAUCUCCAUGGCAACUACACCAACAGCUAACCACAAUCAAUAGAAAGUAAACAAAGUCGAAAUUUAAUUUUGUUGGCGAAUGAAAGAAGUCCGAGAAAACAGUCAGAAGCAAAUGGACAGAUUGAAAAGACCAAAAAUAGUUGGAUAAACGAAAGAAAUCGAUAUUUAUGUGGAUUUUGUAAAGAAUACUAACAGAGGUCGGUUAUAGUGACCUAAUUCCGUUAGGUCAAACGGUAGCGCGCGGAGAUGGCAAAGUCUUCAAGUGGGUACUGAAGCACUCAAAAUAGCUGAUAUAUUUACUUAAUGAAAAAGUGCCAAGUCGAGAAAAGAAGUAGUAAGGGAAGUGCUGAUGAGCAAGCGUGUAAGGACAUGCAAGGACGCGCUGCAGUACGAGCUACAGCGGCGGAACAGCACUGGCGACUCUUGGCCGAACUAGACACGUUGAACUUGAGUGACAGCUGCUGCGAGAUUUGCCACUGCGAUUGCUACAGUUCACACCGCAGCAGUUUAAAUACGGAAGAACUCAAUUGCGGCGAGCACUUCGCGAAAAUCGAUAAUGAGUACCAAAAAGCUGAGCUAGAGCGUGACGUAGGCAGACUAGAGCAACCAGCAGCUUCAGCAUUACAACACAUACAACCAAUUGAAGUUACACGCUCCACCACUUCCAAUGAGUCCAAUAUUUGUAAAAAGCGUUCGACACGUAAAUCUCGUGCCGCCAGAAGAAAAAAUAACACUGUAACAACAACAGCAACAAGCUGUUAUUCAACGAAGCCUUCCAGUACACAAGCCACAUCAACAAUAACACUAAAAUCCAGAAGCGCCAAAAACACACCAACCCAUUCGGGGCGCACAAGUCCAAUUGCCACGCCUCACUACAGCGGUGCAGUGCCAAAGCGCAACGCUGCAGUUGCGGUGAAGCGCUCCAAAAGUGUCUGUCGCCUGCCCAGCCGCAGUCCAUCACCGUUAAUUGCCACAACUGUUGGUGCUGCUGCCACUAAACGCGCCUCCUACUACACGCGCGAUUGUAAAAUCUUGCAGGAACUGCUGAGCGCGCUCAACGACGAUGCGGACAACGAUGCGACGUCCUCACUGCAAGUGCACGGCGUAAGCGCGCUAAAGCAAACCGAAAUGACACACAGAAAAUCUUUAACAACGCUCGAGCCUGCAGACAUCAAUACGCUGCAACAGUCGAAUACACUGCCACGUUGCGCUGUCAAAUCGAAGCGCAACAAGAAGACCAGCGACGAGCCACAACUGUCUUCACAAAAGGUGUGCGCCUCCAUGGCCAGCCUCUGCUUGGCGCCCACAGUACGCGCCGCGUACCAACAAGUGCCGGCACACGAUAAACGCAUAAUCAAUCGCAUGGCGCACAAGCGUAGCGAACGCGCCAUCGCCAAGGAAAACGCCUGGUUGGCGCGCAAAUACUGGGAAAAUGAACGUUACGAACGCGAACUCUUCAAGUGCGCGCAAAUGGAGGAGUACAAACGCGCGAUACGCGACAAGCAAUUUCAAGAUUAUCUGCUGACAAAAGCGCGCCUCAACGAGAUUGCGCAACGCGAUUUGUCCGAAUUGCGUCGUUUGCGCGAAACGCUGCAAGAAAAAGAUAUGAGCACGAAACGACGACUGGACGCGCUCAAAGUUGAACGCGGCAUAGCGGCGUGUCAGCGUCGCUGUGAGGAACUACGACGCGCAGAGGCGGUCGCUGUGCAGCAGGAGGAGCAACAGAUAGACGAAAAGCUGCGUAAGCAAGAGAUUUGUGAACGUUUAAGUGAUCGCUUGCAGCGCGCCGAGCAGAUACGCGCCAACAUGCUAGACAGUUAUCUACGCCGCCUACGCUACGACAACUACAUGGAAGAGUUGGUACACGAAGAGCACUGGCGCGAAGCGCAACAGUUGGAACGGCAGCGGCUCACCCAGCUAGAGGAGCAUAUACAGCAGAAAUGCGUGCAGUCGCAACGUUUCAUUGAAGAGCGUCAACGCCGACAGGAGGCCAUUGCAAAAACAGCGAAAAUAUCCGCGAGUCUGCGGGAGUUGGUGCGCAACUCCGUGACGCCAGAAGGUGGCAUGGCUGCUGAGAGUGGCAAUAGGGGUGAAGCUGUGAGCAUAGCUAAUACCGCAUCGUUGAGUAAAGUGCUUUUAGAUAGACCAUUUUCAAAGCUGUCAUUGCAGCCGUGAUUGUUAUCAAUAAAAUUAAGUUGUUUGUGAAUAGUAACGGUACCAAAAUUGUUUUAGUAACUGUACAGUUCUUCGAUAUAGAUUUCUGUUUUUCUUUUUCAACUGUGGAGCUAAGUGGGAG